AGACAAACGGCCUGGAUGGACCACGACUUUGCUCCUGCUCCUCCAGAGAUGCAGUCGCACGGAGCUCCAGGCCCAAGAACCUCUUUCUCCCAUAGCCAUGUGCUGGGGCGCCCUACCCGCCCCUCAAGACUCCCUGGAGGGGGAUCCCCGCUCACCCCUGUCCUCAGGAAGACCAUCCAUCUGGACACCUUCCCCCAAAGCCAUAUCCCACACACCUCCAGCCGGCCGGGCCUUGGAACCAGGACCCAGAGCGUACCCCCACAGGAGAUGGUCAUUGCUCUGGGGGCUUCCUCGAGCCCCCUGCCCACCAGCAGCCUUGUACCUAGGAAGCUCAGCUCCAUCUCCUUGACGAUCCGUCAGAACAGCCAGGCACGGUCCCUGGAUCACCCACUUUCUCACUGGGAAGGGUCGCCUACCCCGGGAAGGAAGGCUGCUCCCCAUGAAGGAGGUAGGCUGUCCUUGCCAGGCUCACCACCUGUGACCCUAGUGCCAGGGGGCAGGGUCCAUUCCGAGGGCCCAGAGAACCCAGGUCUGACCAAAUCUAGCAGGAUACCUGCCCUGGAGAAGCCCCUGGUGAGUUCCUAUCUGGCUUUACCUUUCCAAUCCCGGUUAGCCCAGAGCACACCAGUCCUGGGAGAGCCAGGCUUGGUGGGCCAGGGGCACCUUGCCUCAGCGACUGCCCACACGCCUACCAGAGCUUCUCCAGGAAAAGGCAAGCCCCGAGCCAGGGGGAUCCCCAGACCCCGGGGGCGUCUCCAAAGGGCCACUGAGGCUGUGAAUUUGACUGCUGUGGACACAAAGACAGACGCAGCCAGUCAUUUAGCCACAGUGGCCACCAACAGACCUAGCUUGGCUAUCAGUUUAGCCACACCAAACACAUCCAGAUUGGACACAGGCACAGAGUUCCCUGCUCUGGAUAUCAAGCUGGGCACAGCCAGAGACUUGUCUUCGGGAGGGAUAGUCAAGUCAGGCAAAGCCACGAACUUUGCUACAGCAGGCACAAUCAAGCCGGGCACGGCCAUGAAUCUGACUACAGUAUGGACAACCAAGCCAGGCAUGGUCAUGGAUUUGAUAGCCUCAGACCCAGACAAGCUGGGCAAAGCCAUGGCUACAAGAAGCACAGACAAGCCAGAUAUGACCACAGAGGGCACAGCCAUGGAUUCGGCAACAUCAGACCCACUCAAGCUGGACACAAUCACAGCGACAGUGGGCACCACCAGGUUGGAAACAGCCAUGGCUUUGGCCAGAGCAAACAGAACCAAGCUGGACUUGGCUAUGAAUUAUCUUGCUUUGGACCCAAGCAGGAAGGGCACAGCUGUGGGUUUGGUUAUGCCAGUAACCCCAGACCCAGCCACUGGGAAGAACACACUGGGCAGUGUUAAUAACCUGACCAUAUCAGACGUUGCCACACGCCUGGUGAUGCCAAGCAGAUGCACAGACCCAGCCCUGGACCACACUAAUGCUUCCACGGAUGGAGCCACAGAGCCUGCCACACUGGACCUGGCCACAGAAUCUAAAGGGCUCCCAGAGACCAGGACGGACACAGCCAUGUCAGAGCUGGUGCCUGAGCCCAGGCCUAAGCCAGCGGUGCCUAUGAAGCCCAUGAGCAUCAACUCCAACCUGCUGGGCUACAUUGGCAUCGACACCAUCAUUGAGCAGAUGCGGAAGAAGACCAUGAAGACCGGGUUCGACUUCAACAUCAUGGUUGUUGGCCAGAGUGGACUGGGCAAAUCAACACUGGUCAACACGCUCUUCAAAUCCCAAGUGAGCCGCAAGGCCUCCAGCUGGAACCGGGAGGAGAAGAUCCCCAAGACGGUGGAGAUCAAAGCUAUCGGGCAUGUGAUAGAGGAAGGUGGUGUCAAAAUGAAGCUGACCGUCAUCGAUACCCCAGGCUUUGGAGACCAAAUCAACAAUGAAAACUGCUGGGAGCCCAUUGAGAAGUACAUCAAUGAGCAGUAUGAGAAGUUCCUGAAGGAGGAGGUGAAUAUCGCCAGGAAGAAACGCAUCCCUGACACUCGUGUCCACUGCUGCCUUUACUUCAUCUCCCCCACAGGACACUCCUUGCGACCUCUGGAUCUUGAAUUCAUGAAACACCUCAGCAAGGUUGUGAACAUCAUUCCUGUCAUUGCUAAGGCUGACACCAUGACCCUGGAGGAGAAGUCUGAAUUCAAGCAAAGGGUUCGCAAGGAGCUUGAAGUAAAUGGCAUUGAAUUCUACCCACAGAAGGAAUUUGAUGAGGAUUUGGAGGAUAAGACGGAGAAUGACAAAAUCAGGCAGGAGAGCAUGCCGUUUGCUGUGGUGGGAAGUGACAAGGAGUACCAAGUGAAUGGCAAGAGGGUCCUUGGCCGAAAAACUCCAUGGGGGAUCAUCGAAGUGGAAAACCUCAACCACUGUGAGUUUGCCCUGCUUCGAGACUUUGUCAUCAGGACCCACCUCCAGGACCUCAAGGAAGUGACACACAACAUCCAUUAUGAGACUUACAGGGCCAAGCGGCUCAAUGACAAUGGAGGCCUCCCUCCGGGAGAAGGCCUCCUGGGCACUGUCCUUCCACCUGUGCCAGCCACCCCCUGCCCCACUGCUGAAUGAAGGCCAUUUCAAGCGCUGCUUCUCCCUCCAUUCCUCUCAGCUGUUAUUGCUGCAGGGCCAAGCCCUUUUUAGUGCUGUGCUUGUCCAGCUCACCACCACAGUCCUUCUCAACCCUCAGUAGGUAGGAGGGGCCAGCUGCCUCUAGGACAGUUGCUUCUUCCACUUAUCCAAACCACUCCUCUCCUCCCAGUGGAGUGGGGUUCUGCCAGCACUGCCCUACCGCAUCGUCUGUGUCAGCCGGUCCCAGGCCAUCUGCAGGGCAAAAGAACUCAUCAAGAGCUCCUUCUGUCCUUGCAGACCCACCCCAGCUACUUGUAACCAUCUCCAAGGGCAAUGGCAUUGCUCCCUACUCAUUCAUCUGCAUGAGCUACUCUUGGCUUCCUUAAAGGGUCAAGAAAGCAAUUUUUCUGCUUGCCAGAUUCAUUGAGAUCAGGUGUGUGAGCCCCAAUGUGGGACGAGGGUGUCUCCUUCAUUGCUUAAAAUAAUUCAUGAGGGUGGGUCACCAUAGAUGUUGAGGAGCAAGGGCUAGGAUCACUUUUUAAAAAAUCACCACUUGUGGCUGGCCCAGAGUGCAGUUGUACAUCCUCCCCAUCUCAUAACAUAGCCACUGAGAAAGAGUGGUUUUCCU
Sapajus apella (tufted capuchin) is the source of this 3214-nucleotide messenger RNA. RefSeq names its product septin 3 (gene SEPTIN3). Gene Ontology annotation, molecular function: GTPase activity; molecular adaptor activity; GTP binding. Bases 16 to 2586 code for a protein of 856 amino acids. The transcript is spliced from 11 exons. Lineage: Eukaryota; Metazoa; Chordata; Mammalia; Primates; Cebidae. Gene Ontology annotation, cellular component: neuron projection; septin complex; microtubule cytoskeleton. Gene Ontology annotation, biological process: cytoskeleton-dependent cytokinesis. The record is from RefSeq and is a predicted model, not a curated record.